Messenger RNA from Drosophila novamexicana, 1731 nucleotides. RefSeq names its product somatostatin receptor type 5 (gene AstC-R2). The record is from RefSeq and is a predicted model, not a curated record. Gene Ontology annotation, cellular component: neuron projection; membrane. The coding region runs from base 13 to 1674 and encodes 553 amino acids. Gene Ontology annotation, molecular function: somatostatin receptor activity; peptide binding. Gene Ontology annotation, biological process: G protein-coupled receptor signaling pathway. Lineage: Eukaryota; Metazoa; Arthropoda; Insecta; Diptera; Drosophilidae. The transcript has a single exon.
CGCACAACAAACAUGAAAGGCUACUCGAAACCAAAUGGUGCCGCUAACCGCAGCUGCCACAUGGACCAUGUCCAUGGUGGAUGUGGCGUCCUGUUAUUUCUGCUGACAGCGCUGACACUAACGAGCUUAAUAACGCCCACAGAGCAGUUGACAGCGACGUCGACGUCGGUGGCGACAUUGGCAAAUGGAACAGCAACAGCCCAGCCUAUGCCCACUUACACCAAAUCCAGCGACGCCGACGGCGACAUAGACGUUGACGUCAACAGCGCCGGCUUUAGUCCCGUAUUGGAACUCUCGGACUAUUACAAGCACAUGAAUGCGAAUCUGGUAAAUGGUGGCAGCGGCAGCGGCUUCAUAUUUCCGUCUGGCUUCAAUGGAACACUGCCGAUUGGCUUUGGCGGCGACCCGCCCAAUGGCAGCGGCGCCUACAAUCCAAUGCAGGGCUGCCGCCGAGACGGCAGCUUUGGUCUGAAGCUCAUCACGAUGAUACUCUAUGCGCUUGUCUGCAUUGUUGGUCUCUUUGGCAAUACGCUAGUCAUCUAUGUGGUGUUGCGCUUCUCCAAGAUGCAGACGGUCACCAAUAUCUAUAUACUCAAUCUGGCCAUAGCGGAUGAGUGCUUUCUGAUUGGCAUUCCAUUUUUACUCUACACAAUGCAGGUGGGUAACUGGCCAUUUGGCAACUACAUGUGCAAGGCCUACUUGGUGAGCACCUCGGUGACGCAGUUCACCUCCUCUAUAUUUUUGCUCAUCAUGUCGGCGGAUCGUUAUAUAGCCGUAUGUCAUCCGAUAUCAUCGCCCCGCUACCGUACCCCGUUUGUCUCUAAAGUGGUCUCGGCCGUGGCCUGGACGACAUCGGUGUUGUUAAUGCUGCCGGUCAUUUUAUUUGCCAGCACAUUCGAGUCUGGUCCAGGUCACGUCUCCUGUAGCAUUAAUUGGCCCGAAGCAUUUAAUAUACAAUCAGACUCUGCGUUUAUUCUGUACUCUUUGGUACUGGGCUUUGCGACGCCGCUGAUUUUCAUCAUGAUCUUUUACUGCCUGGUCAUACGUAAGCUGCACACGGUGGGCCCCAAGCACAAGAGUAAGGAGAAGAAACGCUCACACCGCAAGGUUACCAAACUGGUGCUGACCGUGAUUACUGUAUACAUUAUGUGCUGGCUGCCCCAUUGGAUAUCACAGGUGGCAUUGAUUAACUCAACGCCCGGCUGUGCCUCCAGGCUGGAGCUGGCAGUUUUUCUGGCCUGCGGCUGCCUUAGCUACUCAAACUCGGCGAUGAAUCCCAUACUCUAUGCCUUCCUUAGCGACAACUUCAAGAAGAGCUUUAUGAAGGCCUGCACUUGUGCGGCACGAAAGGAUGUGAAUGCCCAGCUGCAGCUGGAAAACAGUUUCUUUCCCAAGUUUGGCAAGGGGCGACAAUCGGAGCGCUUGAUUGGCCCCAACGCCACUGCAAAUAACAGCAAGGCCAAGAAGAGGGCUCAGGCUAAUGCCCGGAACAAUAAUGCGCAAAUGACCACAACUACAACGACAACCACGGCUGGCACAGACGUCGUUACCUCCAUACAGCCUGUGGCAAUAACUCAUACGGCACCCGAGGUUACACCAACCGCUGGCGCCGCCCUGCUCGUUGUCAACGCCGAGACCAACUGUAAGCCACCGGUGCUCCAUACGGAUUUAUAAGAGCGGGCUCCCGGUAUGCCGCUCGAGACGGUUGUAUUUAUAGCGCGCAGAUGAGUG